AGAGUCACGUUCAGUUGGUUUGCGAAGUAGCUCGCGUUUAAAUAAUCCAAAUAAUUCAAAUAAUAUUAAAUACAGUUAUAUUUUGAACUAUAAACAGUGAUUGAAAAUUGAAAAUAUAUCUAUAUUUAUUUUUUUCGAGUGAUUAGCCAGUGAGACACCAAACAAUUUGAAAUAUAUAACAACGGUUAAAAAAACAAAUCAAACAAAAUGCGGCCUUUUGGCAACGAUAUAACAAACAUCCCCCCCAAUAAUGGAAGUAAUGGUAAUAAUGGUAACGAUCCCAACGAUGGAAAUGGAAAUGAGCGAAACAUUCGCAGCAGCAACAUCGAGGAUAAUGAGGAUAAUGGAUCGGACGAUCCUAGUAUACCACCUCAUAUAGCAAGGAUCGGUGGAAUUGGCACCUUUCCUCCGAUCGCCGGUCAGGGAGUCAUCCGGGUGGUUCGGCGCUGCGAGGACGCCAAGGAGAACCAAAGGCUGGAUCUUUCGAGCUGCGAACUGAUGCAGAUACCCGAUGCAGUCUAUCACCUAAUGAGGAAUACAGAGCUGGUGACCUGCAAUCUCAGUGGCAACGUUCUCAAGAGCGUUUCACCCAAAUUCUCGCAAAAGUUCAGCACCAUUACAGAUCUUAAUCUUUCACACAACAAACUUUCGAGGCUGCCAGAGGAGUUCGCCAGCUUGACUGCGUUGACCAAGCUGAAUAUCUCAAACAACUCGUUCAUCGUCCUACCACAAGUAGUCUUUAAGCUUGAGAGUCUCGCCAGUCUGGAUGCCCAGGACAAUGCCAUAUUGGAAAUUGAUACGGAUGAGGCUAUAGCCAGUGACUCUUUGGCUCUCGUUGAUCUUCGGAAUAAUCCGUUGAGCAGAAACUGCCGACGCAAGCUGCAAAACUUCAAAACCUCCUUCCGUCUUGAGAUCUCCAAGGAUGUCGAAGAUGACUGGUAAAUCAGAUGGAUGGAUGGAUGUCCAUCCCGUUUCCAACACCAACACACCAAAAACAAAUCUCUCGUUAUCUCCGAGGAGAGCGCCCUAAACGGCCCUCCUUCAUCUUAUUUAUUCUGUUUAUAAAAUUUAUAUAUUUAUCAAAAAACAAA
Drosophila takahashii is the source of this 1091-nucleotide messenger RNA. It is a transcript of the gene Sclp, whose product is annotated as leucine rich repeat containing protein 20 sclp. NCBI's taxonomy places the organism in Eukaryota, Metazoa, Arthropoda, Insecta, Diptera, Drosophilidae. The record is from RefSeq and is a predicted model, not a curated record. Gene Ontology annotation, molecular function: protein binding.